Messenger RNA from Gastrolobium bilobum, 576 nucleotides. RefSeq lists its product as uncharacterized. Bases 1 to 576 code for a protein of 191 amino acids. NCBI's taxonomy places the organism in Eukaryota, Viridiplantae, Streptophyta, Magnoliopsida, Fabales, Fabaceae. The transcript is spliced from 2 exons. The record is from RefSeq and is a predicted model, not a curated record.
AUGAGCAACUUUUGCGGCUGCCACGCCCUUGUGAUGCUGCUCUUCCUCUGUUUGGUCUUCGUGCUUGGAUCUCCAGCAGCAGGACAAGACAACCCUUUGUUCGAGUUAUUAAGCAGAGAUGAAGUGGUGCAAAUGGCUGGCUAUGGAGAAGAGAGGCUAUCUACAGUCCUCGUUACAGGGUCAGUUAAUUGCGAGGCACGUUUCCAUAAUGGUGAUCAACCUCAUGCAUGGCCAAUACCAGGAGCUUCGGUUGCUGUCAACUGCCAAAGCCAUGCCAGCGAGGGGAAAGGAAAACCAAUGGUAGCACAAGGGGUCACUGAUGAAUUUGGAGAUUUUAUGGUGGACCUCCCUUCUUACCUUCAUGCUAUUCCUAACUUGGAAAAGAUAUGUGCAGUAAAAGUUCAUCGUAUUCCAAAGGGAUCACUUUGUCGGCCAGCUCAUGUCAAGAAAUACAAGGGACUUGAGCUUUCUUCAUUUGGGAAUGGCAUCCGCACCUACAAUGCCGGAAAUAUAAGGAUGCAGCAUUCAACUUCCGAGCCACUGCACGCACCAAGCAUACAUGGGGGAAAGGAGUAG